AUGUAUUAUUAAUGUUCAAAAUGUAGAGAAUUGGUUGUGGAUUAAUAGCCUUGUAAAUGUGAUAAGAAAUGGAUAAUUUUGAUUUUUUUUGUCAUUGUAAAGAUAUCAUUUAUAGCAUUUUGCUAUAAUUUGGUAAUACGUAAUAAUGUCUAUGGAAUAUUUACAUUUUCUAUCUUUGUUUUAGGCUUAAUAGCUUUGAUAAUAAGUUUCUUCUAUUGUAGAAGCAAUUAAAAUGAUAGAAUCCCUUUAAAUAUGACAUUACUUUAAGGAUAAUAUGUAAUUUAUUGAAUUCAAUUUUAGAAUCCUGUAUUGGUACAAUAAAAUCCACAUGUAUAUAUUAAUUAAUUUAAUAUUCCUUAACCAAACCUAUAAUAGGUAGGAUAUUAUUAGUAUCAAAAUUAAAACAUUGUUAGUUAAAAUAAUUAAGUCUAAAUUCCUAUUAAAUAAAAUUCAUGA
Molecule: messenger RNA, 456 nt
Organism: Paramecium pentaurelia
Lineage: Eukaryota; Ciliophora; Oligohymenophorea; Peniculida; Parameciidae
Source: the annotation of a GenBank genome assembly